Messenger RNA from Sceloporus undulatus (fence lizard), 2758 nucleotides. RefSeq names its product glyceronephosphate O-acyltransferase (gene GNPAT). The transcript has 16 exons. Gene Ontology annotation, cellular component: peroxisomal membrane; mitochondrial membrane; peroxisome. NCBI's taxonomy places the organism in Eukaryota, Metazoa, Chordata, Lepidosauria, Squamata, Phrynosomatidae. The record is from RefSeq and is a predicted model, not a curated record. Gene Ontology annotation, biological process: ether lipid biosynthetic process. Gene Ontology annotation, molecular function: glycerone-phosphate O-acyltransferase activity. Bases 150 to 2171 code for a protein of 673 amino acids.
GCAGCGCCUGCCUCCUUCCUUCCUUCUUUCCCUCCUUCGGUGGCUGGGCUGCAGAGGAGCAGAGGCGGGCUCAUGGGCGCUGCCAGCCGCCGGUGGAGGAGGAGGGAGCCGCAGGGAGCGCAGGACUGAGGAGAGAGCGGCAGCUGGCCAUGGCUGCUGGGGCGGCCGCCCGACGAGGGCCCCCUUUGUACUCGCAGAAAAAUCUCACAUCAAAGAAAAAAGAUGACUUUGAAGAUAUCUUGGAGGAGAGGCGGCAAUCCAGUGACCUCAGAUAUGCAAUGAAAUGUUACACUCCUGUUGUUUAUAAGGAACUUUCUCCUUGCAAACCAAGUGCUAUUAAAACUGUUGUUCUACAGUCUGAGCAAGUUCAGUAUGUCAUCCGACAGCUAUCAAGAGAGACAGGUGAAUCCCCUGACAUUAUACAAGAAGAAGCAGCAGAAAUUCUUGAUGAGAUGGGGCACAGCAUGCAUAUGGGAGCUAUUCGUCUUUUUGCUUUCACACUGAGCAAAAUAUUUAAAUGCCUCUUCAGGAGCAUUUGUGUGAAUGAAGAUGGUAUGCAGAAAUUACAACAGGCAAUACAAGAACAUCCAGUUGUCCUGCUGCCUAGUCAUCGGAGCUACAUAGAUUUUCUCCUGUUAUCUUAUGUAUUAUACAACUAUGACUUGGCUUUGCCUGUUAUUGCUGCAGGAAUAGAUUUCCUGGGAAUGAAAAUUGUUGGUGAAUUGCUACGAAAAUCAGGUGCCUUUUUUAUGCGACGUACAUUUGGUGGAAAUAAACUCUACUGGGCAGUGUUUGCUGAAUAUGUAAAAACAGUAUUAAAGAAUGGAUAUGCUCCUGUUGAGUUUUAUCUGGAAGGGACAAGAAGCCGAACUGCAAAGACAUUGACUCCAAAAUUUGGUCUCCUCAAUAUUGUUAUGGAUCCUUUCCUUAAAAGGGAAGUGUUUGACAUUUAUCUUGUUCCAAUAAGUAUCAGUUAUGAGAGAGUAUUGGAAGAAUCCCUUUAUGCAUGUGAACUUUUAGGAGUCCCUAAACCAAAGGAAUCAACAUCGGGACUCUUUAAGGCCAGGAAAAUUCUGAGUGAAGAUUUUGGAAGUGUUCAUAUGUACUUUGGACAGCCUUUAUCGCUCAGAACAUUGGCAUCUGGGAGAAUAAAUAGAUGUCCAUUCAAUUUGGUUCCAAGGCAUAUUCCUCAAAAGCCAUCUGAGGAAGUCCAGGAAUUUGUCAGCGAUAUAGCAUACAAAAUGGAGCUCCUUCAAAUAGAAAACAUGGUUCUGAGCCCUUGGAUAUUAGUUGCUGCUGUCCUGCUCCAAAAUUUACCAGCCAUAGAUCUUGAGCUUCUGGUGGAAAAGACAGUUUGGCUGAAAGGUUUAACUCAAGCAUUUGGAGGAUUCCUUGACUGGCCUGAUAAUCUCUGCGCCAACAAAGUGGUGAGAUCCGGCCUUGCUCUCCACUCAAACAUUGUAAGCCUUGUCAAUGGGCAAGUGGUGCUCAAUGACAAAGAAAUGGGACCUGGUGCUCCAGAGGAGCUUGUCUUCAAACAAGCCCUUGCCAUUCUCCUUUGUGGCUCCUAUAGGAACCAGCUACUGAAUGUCUUUGUGAGACCAGCUCUUGUAGCACUAGCAUUGCAAAUGACACACUCUUCCAGAAAAGAGGAAAUCUAUAGCCAUUUUGCUUUCUGGCGUGAUGUUUUUUCUGAUGAGUUUAUCUUCUUUCCUGGAAUACCCCUGAAGGAUUUUGAAGAAGGUUGCUUCCUGCUUACAAAAUGUGAUGCAAUUCAAGUCACUCCUCAGCAAGUCUUUGUUACUGAGAAAGGAAGUGCUGUGAUCUCUUUUUUGACAGCAAUGUUCAGGCCUUUUGUGGAAGGAUACCAGCUAAUAUGCAGGUAUCUUUCUAAGGAAACCAAUGAAGCCUUUACUGAGAAGCAGUUUAUUUUUGGAGUCCGAAGCUUCACAUCUCAGCUUCUUGAAACAGGAAACACUCAGUGUUAUGAAGUUCUCUCUUCAGAUAUGCAGAAAAAUGCUUUGGCAACUCUUGUGCGAUUAGGUGUUGUGUCAAGAACAAAAAUGAACGAUAAAUUCACUUACAGUGUAAACAAAGAAGCUUUGAGUAAAAUUGCAGGAAUGUUUGAAUCUAGGAUACCUGUAAGAAAACCAAUGGCUGCAAGACUUUAAUUGGAAGGGUUCUAUGGAGGAUUGCCUUACGCAUAUGGAAAUGAUGGAGAACAGUUGAAAGUAAAGCAGAUGAUGGAGAGAAUGUUACUGAAGACUACAGAUGUCUCCACCUUGCAAUGUUACUGCAACACAGUGGUGGAAAAGCAAUCCUAGUCAAAAAAUUGCCAUCUUGUACUUGAACUUUACAGCACUGAUGCUUAGGAUUGCUUGUACACUCAUGUUCUUUUCCCUUUCUUUCACCAUUAACUGACAGAAAUACACAGUGACAUCUGAGAUGUUUGCCAUGACAAGAAAACUAUUGCUUUUAUAUGAUUAUCUUGUUGUUGUAAUAACAAUAUAACUGAGAAACUAAGGCUAUAACAUUAAAAGCAAUAUUUGAGGGAAAACAUCACUGGUUGCCAUUGUAUUUAUAAAGAGAUUACUCUGUUCCUUCCAUGGAAGUAAUUCGUACAAAAUACCAAUGCUGUAACCGAUUUUUAAAAAUUGUAUAUGUGACUGUAAAUAUUAAAAACUAACAAAGAAGUAUUUUUGCUGCUUUUAACCGUUGCACACUGGUGACUUCAAUGAAAUACGCAGUUUAUUCUGUU